Molecule: messenger RNA, 2315 nt
Organism: Nilaparvata lugens (brown planthopper)
Lineage: Eukaryota; Metazoa; Arthropoda; Insecta; Hemiptera; Delphacidae
Exons: 1
Coding region: 34-2283 (749 amino acids)
Source: RefSeq, a predicted model, not a curated record
GACUUCCGUUUGGAGAGAAGCACUGCUGAGAAGAUGUCAAGGCUCCGAGAACUGAAGGAGGCAAACAAAGAGAAACGUCGACAACGAUUAGAGGCCGAAAAUAAACGAUUGGAGGAGCUGAAGAAAGCAGAAGAUACAAAACAAACAGAAACUAGACAAGACAGUGACAGUACCCCAACACAAGAAACUGAAAACCUGAAGAAAAUUAGUGAACCUGAGAAAAUUAGUGAAGGAGCAUCGUAUGUGGUUCCGAUUUGUGCGAAAACUAGCAAAGGAGCAUCAUAUGUGAACCCAAUGUGUGCUACUGAACAUAAUAUGUUGACACCUGUACCUGUUAAUCUCCCUGUACCCGUUCAAUCAAUCAGCAAUUUCAACCCAAUCAAGAGCAAUCAACACUUCAACAUCUCAGAUUUUGAAUCCGAUUCGAGUCCUUUCGACAAUAUGGAACUGAAAACUCUGAAUGAUAUCGCUGAGCUGGCAUCUGUACUGCAGCCUAACAAUGAUGUCCCAAAACCGACCUAUCAAAACUACCAGUCCACAGAUAAUCGCAAAGUCCCAAAACCCUCCUAUCAUACCUACCAGUCUCCAGAUAAUCAAGAUGUCCCAAAACCGACUUAUCAAAACUACCAGUCCCCGGAUAAUCGAGAUGUCCCAAAACCGACUUAUCAAAACUACCAGUCCCCGGAUAAUCAAGAUGUCGCAAAACCGACUUAUCAAAACUACCAGUCCACGGAUAAUCGAGAUGUCCCAAAACCGACCUAUCAUACCUACCAGUCCACGGAUAACAAUCAAGAUGUCCCAAAACCCUCCUAUCAUACCUACCAGUCCACAGAUAAUCAAGAUGUCGCAAAACCGACCUAUCAUACCUACCAGUCCACGGAUAACAAUCAAGAUGUCCCAAAACCCACCUAUCAAAACUACCAGUCCCCGGAUAAUCAAGAUGUCGCAAAACCCUCCUAUCAUACCUACCAGUCCACAGAUAAUCAAGAUGUCCCAAAACCUACCUAUCAUACCUACCAGUCCACGGAUAACAAUCAAGAUGUCCCAAAACCCUCCUAUCAUACCUACCAAGAUAAUAAUCAGCUGUACAAUCACCAGAGCUACCCUAUAAAACAUUCCAGAACGUUCAUACAACAACCGGGUAACCUGGUACCAAACAACGGAUAUACCUAUGGGAAUAUGUUCAACAAUACCUCGGUUAGUGAUCCAAAUCCUACGUUUUGGGAUCAACAACAAAGAGUUAGUUACUCCAGUACUCUGACAACCACAGCGUUUGGGGUUACAAGUCCAUAUACGACUGAACCAGGUGUCUAUACCUCCCAGAACAGUGAUAUUAAUGCAGUGAGGCCUAAAAUUGGUGAAUAUAGACUCAACGUUGGUGAGAAUACAGUGUAUUCAAGUGAUUAUAGAGUUAAACUUGGAGAAAGUGCGGGAUAUUCAAGUGACUAUAGACCUAACUCACAAGAAAUACAGACUCAAAAUAGACCAGCUGAUAAUACGGGGUACUUAGGUAAUGAAUAUCAAUAUAUUCCUCAAACUGCCUCCAAAUUUGGGGCAACAUCUUCCACCAAUAAUGGUGUGUAUGUGUCUAAAUUUGGGGGAACAGCAACUAAUUCAGGGGCAAAUAAUUCGUCCAAAUUUGGGGCAACAUCUUCCACCAAUAAUGGUGUAUAUGUGUCUAAAUUUGGAGGAACAGCAACUAAUUCAGGAGCGAAUAAUUCGUCUAUGACAACUAAUUUGGGAGCAAAUAGUCAAUAUGCUGCUAAAUUUGGGGGUGGUUCGGCGUCAACUGUCAAUCUAGGAACGACAAAUAGUUAUCUGAUGCAAGCACAGGGUGUAAUGAAUAGUAGAGGUUCUGAAACAGAGGAUACCAGUGAAUAUUUGAAUACUAGUAGUGACUAUAUGAAACCUAUAUCUAGUGAUUAUUUGAAUUCUAAGAUCGGUGGUAGUAAAAAUAGUGUGAAUUAUGCACAAGGAUUCUCGUGGAGUAGUUACAAUUAUGGAGCCACCAAUUCGGGGAGUCAACUGGUGGUCAAUCAAGUGACGAAGAAUUCGGGAAGUCACCUGGCUGAAAACUCAGAAAAUCAUUUGUUGGUAUCGGAGAACUCUGAUGUGACCAAUUUGAUACGGGAAUUGAAACUGGAACUGGACGAUAGGAGAGAGAAUGAUAGUCGGAAAAUGAUGCAGAAUGAGAGGGUAAUAGUGACCAGUGUAGCUGUUGAGGUGAGAAAAUAUUUUAAUGUUCAUUUAUUUUAUUUAUUGACCAAGCGAAGUGAGGUCUAAGGUUCAAGCUGACUGUUUGGCAUUUCUCUUUG